GGUGGAGCAGCAGGAUGUCACUAGAGUGAGUGACAGCAGUGACUGAUCUAUCCAACUCACUCACUCAUUGACAGAAUACCACAACAACACACACAGACGUGUGACAUGCUGGGAGUAGUAGUCAGGAGGGCAGUGUCUUCCGAUCCCGACACCCAGUGCAGGGUGCACUGCUUACUAGCUGGUUCAUAGGAAUAUCGACUCAGGGCAGACUUCUGCGUUGUUCAGGUGACCGGCCACGUUAUCGGCAAAUUACCUUUUAUUUCUCCUGACCCCCACAGCGAUACGCAGCUCAUGUGGCUUCAUGGUGCAGUCCCACAGACCAGCCGGCCAGACAGGCCUCAGACAAGUCAGGAUGAGGCUGGGAUUGCAGGUUCUGCUUCUGGAAGCCGACCUCCUGUAAGGCGCCCAUCACAGGGCUCGGGCCACUUACCCAGGAGGCCAAGUAAGACACGGCGUCUUGGCACGGAAUCUGCGGCUCCAUCAUCCCCACCCAGGCGACGCAUUUCGGCAGUGUCACCCCAGCCACCACUGGCACUAUUGGCGAGUUCGCAGAGUGAUGAGCCCCGAUCACCUCAGUUAUCUGAGCCCAGCUUGAUGGCCGACGUGGACCAGCAGGGACAAGACCAACAGGCAACCAUCACACUGCAACUUACACCUGUUGACCCAAGCCAGCCAAUACAGCUGCAGGAUAUCCCCCAAGCCUCCAUCAGUCCACAACUGGCACAAGCUCCGCCCCCAACCCAAAUACCAGAUGACUUUUGGGCCAGUUGGACAAGCCAACAGGCCCAAAGCAAUGCCAGCCUGACCGCACAUACACAACACCUUGCCAGUCUGCCCCAUCAUCUACCGCGCAUUAGUCGCAACUCGGGCAGACUGAUUGUACAAGUAGGGCGAAUGGCAACCUCAAUGGAGCAAAUAAGGGCUGACAACAGCCAAAUGCUUGCUCAUUUAACGCGCAUCAUAGAUGAGCAACAGCGCCAUCAGCAGGCACUCGUUCAGCUCAUUCAGCACAACCAGGUUGUGAAUGAGUCCUUAUCCCGGAUUGUAGCCAGCCACACUGCAACCAACACUCAACUGAUUGCAAGCAUUAAUAAUUUGAGCAGCAAUAUUACAUUGAUGGGAGCUCACCAAGUAACCUCCAGCUCGGGGACCACGACCCCUAUCCAAACGCCAGUAACCUCCCCUGUUCGGCGUUCCUCCAGAGCACGUGCCAGUGAGCCAGCACAAAGCACAGCACCCAGCACACACAAGCGGAAAAAAUAACCCAAU
Molecule: messenger RNA, 1269 nt
Organism: Pseudophryne corroboree (corroboree frog)
Lineage: Eukaryota; Metazoa; Chordata; Amphibia; Anura; Myobatrachidae
Exons: 5
Coding region: 292-1263 (323 amino acids)
Source: RefSeq, a predicted model, not a curated record